Paramecium tetraurelia is the source of this 597-nucleotide messenger RNA. RefSeq lists its product as uncharacterized. The transcript has 2 exons. The record is from RefSeq and is a predicted model, not a curated record. NCBI's taxonomy places the organism in Eukaryota, Ciliophora, Oligohymenophorea, Peniculida, Parameciidae. Gene Ontology annotation, molecular function: metal ion binding.
AUGCAACAACUUUUCGAUUGUCCAAUAUGUUUAUAAACAUUGUUACAACCAAUCACUUUAACAUGUGGUCAUACGUUUUGUAAACCGUGUGUUCGUAAUAAAUACUUCUAUCAAAAUUACAACUCUUGUCCAGUGUGCAGGGCACCAAUUUAGAUAUACUUGAAUUAGUUUAAGGUUAACAUUCUGUUGGAGACACUUAUCAAAUAGGAAUUCAAUAGUGAAUAGAAUUAUUAGUUGAGAGUGUUAAACUAUCAAAAGCGAUUGGAUUUGAGAAAUAGAAGGAAAUGGUAUCACACUAUGAUGUUAAUUAUAUUUGAAUAUUCCAAAUAGAUAUGGAGAAUAAUCUAAAAGAUGUUGCCACUUUACUUAAUAGUGUUGGUGAUUUUGAUGUAUAUGAGUGUGAAAUCUAAUUUGAGGUUUGAGAAAUUACAAAAAUAGUUUACUAAACGUGUUAAGCUAGAAAAAUUAAGUGAAGAGAUAGCUAAAAUGGUAUCAUUACUCAAGGCAGAUAAUCAAGAUGCAAAAGAUUUGGACAUAUAAAAUUUAGUGUUUUCCAAAAUAGUCAAGUACUUAUUUACAAAUUGUGUGAGAUUUUGA